This is a messenger RNA of Phyllopteryx taeniolatus (common seadragon), 2359 nucleotides long. It is a transcript of the gene asmt, whose product is annotated as acetylserotonin O-methyltransferase. The transcript is spliced from 9 exons. NCBI's taxonomy places the organism in Eukaryota, Metazoa, Chordata, Actinopteri, Syngnathiformes, Syngnathidae. The record is from RefSeq and is a predicted model, not a curated record. Gene Ontology annotation, molecular function: acetylserotonin O-methyltransferase activity. Bases 575 to 1651 code for a protein of 358 amino acids. Gene Ontology annotation, biological process: methylation; melatonin biosynthetic process.
CUGAUGUAUGUUUGUUCUAUUUCUUUGUGGAACACCUGGCCACAUACAGAAGUAGACAGAAGAAAAUACAGAAUUGGGCUCCCAGUUGCCAAUAACUUCCACUCUUCACGGAAAUGUAUUAAUGUGUCUGCAGGGAUUUUCUUUGUCCAUUCAUUCAGAUCAUUUGACGCCAUUGAUGUUGGACGAGAUGGACUGGCGCACAAUCUUUGUUGUAGUUUAUCCCAAAGGUGUUUGAUGAGCUUCAUGCUCAGAGAUCAGAAAAGGGCCUUCGCCAAACUAGUCCCACAAGUUGGAAGUGUAAAAUUGUCCAAGAUGUCUUGGUAAAAUGAUGUAGUUAAUUAAGAUGUAUGUCCCUAGAUUGUAGUCUCAUCUGCAACCUGCUAUUGCACAAGGAAGUCGAAGCACUUUACUGGUCAUUUUGCACACAAGGAAACCUCUAAAACGGCUCCAGUGAAAGUCUCCAUUGGAGUGUUGAAUGAUCGUGAACAAAGCUGCAGUGUUUUGUUUCACGGUCCAGUGACACCUUGAAGGGGAUGCUUCUUUCACAGGAAGAGGAACACUGAGUUUGUGGUUCAUGGCAGGUCGGCAUGAGAUGGACUCAACUGAGGUUUUGCCUGCUGCUGGAACAUACCCCAGGAAAAUACUGGACUAUAUGGAAGGCUUCUUAGUCUCCAAGACUCUGUUCACGGCCUGCGAGCUUGGCGUCUUCGACGUGUUGUUGGGUGCAGGGCGCCCCUUGUCUGCAGAAGAUAUCAGCCAGGCGCUCGGUGCCAGCCUGGACGGCACCGAGAGGCUGUUGGCGGCCUGUGGAGGCCUUCAGCUGCUUGAGAUGCACCAGCAAAACGGACAAGUGUCUUACAGUAAUACUGAGCAGGCCAGCCUCUACCUGACCCGCUCUGGUCCUGCAACCCUCUACGACUCUGUCCAGUACAGCUCCAGAACGAUGUACCUCUGCUGGCACUACCUGACUGAUGCUGUCAGGGAGGGAAUAAAUCAACAUGAGAAAGCCUUCGGUGUCAGCUCCAAAGAGUUGUUUCAGGCUCUCUACAGGUCUGACGAGGAGAUGGUGAAGUUCAUGCAGCUAAUGAACUCCAUAUGGAACAUCUGUGGCCGAGAUGUGCUCACGGCCUUUGACCUUGCGCCUUUCAAGGUCAUCUGUGACCUCGGCGGCUGCAGCGGAGCAUUAGCCAAGCAGUGCACGUCGGCCUACCCAGAGUGCACAGUGAGGAUCUUUGACCUCCCCAAGGUGGUGCAGACAUCCAGAGAACAUUUUGUCAAGGAGGCUGACCACAGGAUAAGCUUCAUUGAAGGGGACUUUUUCAAAGACCCCCUGCUUGAGGCAGACCUCUACAUCCUCGCCAGGAUCCUCCACGACUGGAAAGACGAACGUUGUGUAGAACUGCUCAGUAGAGUCCACAGAGCCUGCAAACCAGGAGGCGCUGUGUUGCUGGUGGAGGCAUUGCUCUACGAGGACGGCUCGGGCCCGCUCACAGCGCAGCUCUACUCCCUGAACAUGCUGGUGCAGACGGAGGGUCGAGAGCGAACAGGGGCCCAGUACAGCUCCCUGCUGGUUGCCGCCGGGUUCACCAACAUCCAGUACCGUCUCACAGGCAAAAUCUAUGAUGCCGUCCUGGGCUUUAAAGAAGCAUGAGCUUUGGAUAAAAAUGAAUCACUAUUGGAAAAAAAUAUUCAUACCAGUAGAGUUUGAAGUAAAUGAACAUGCCAUUAUCGCAUUAUCGUAAUUGAUGAGCUUCUGCUCAUAAAUUCAUCUUUACGGAAUGCAAUUAUUCUUUUUAAAAUUGGAUUCAUACAUUAACAUAAUAAGAUCCCGCUUUAACCAAAACUUUCACUGUACUUAAGAUCAUUCCAAAAUGGUGUUUCUGUGCUAUAUCAUCGGUUUGUAGAGUUUGAGUUUAGAAUCUGUUUAACUCGUUGUCAUUUAUUAGUUCAAUGUGUAGUUCAACCCCUGGGAAAUGCAGGCCAAUUAAAAAUGUAUUCACACGGACUGAUGUACGUUAAAAAAAAAAAUGCAUGUUUGCAUGUUAAAAUGGAUACUAAUCCUUUCCCACACAUUUGAAUUAUUAUAACCACACAUAAAUCAACAGGAAGUCCAAUUUUUUCAAUCAUCUCACUUUUAAUUGGUCUCAGGAAGUGCAAACAUGCAAUAUUUGAUGAGAGAUAAAUAAUCAAUCUCUCCUUCAGCAGGCCUGAGAUGUAAUGUUUUUUUUAGGAAGUCAAGUUUACACAGUUGAGAUGUCCCAACAUGAACCCGGUCUAAAUUUCCCUAUAUUGCUCCUCCACCCCUGAAACUUCACAAUGAUGCUUACGCUUACUUCAAGAUAAAUUUUGUAUUCUGGUG